UCUAAGAUGCAAGGUAGACAUACAGUUAGAAACAAUAAUGGUGUUUAUUGUUAAUUUUUAAGACAAUAGUUCUAUUUUCUUACCUUCUCUUCCAGACAUGUCGGCGUUUACUUAGCUAGGCAAAAUGCACUGCUCCCAAUCCAAGCUCCGCGCUGUUAGGACCCAAUGUUCUAACCGGAAAAGAAUGUCCAUUACGCGCCUGAAUACAAUGUGACUGUCAAAUGGAGCACAGAAGCUAACGAAGACCACUACUAUUAUGUCAAGUUGAAUUUGAGGACACUGAGUAGCUAACCGGUGUCAGCAGAAGUGUCCUUAAGGCGGCGUGAGGGUAUUCUUCAAUGAAAUACAGGGGAUCUCUGGUCAUAUCACGGAGCUAUGGUACAAGCUCUUUCCUUGUUCAGCUCCCUGGCAAGCUUAGAGCGGAAAUCUUUGCCAGUAGAGGUUACUGCACCCCCCAUGAAAGCCCAAAAGAUGAACCCAGUAAAGCAGCGUAUGCUAAACAUCGCGCAGUGGCCGCGCUGCAGAAGGGUACAGAGCUGGGACAGCAGUGGGGGCAGAGUUUAGCGACGACCGCCUCGGCAACGGCCAACUACUGGUGGGUAAAGUACGAAGAGUUCGUGGGCUUAAACGAGGUGAGGGACGCGCAGACCAAGGUCACAGAGGCAGAGAAGGCGUUCAUGGUGGCGAGGGGGAUGGUGCAGGAGGCCCAUGUGAGUGUGGAGGCGCUGCAGGGGAGGCUGAAGGAGGUGCGGGACCGGCUGGAUCGCGUGUCUCGGGAGGAGGCGCACUACCUGGAGCUGGCCACCGUAGAACACAAGCUGCUGCAGGAGGAGCGGCGCCUGCGGACAGCCUAUGAGAGCGCGGAGGGGGCGGAGCGGGAGCGGUUCUCCCUGUUCUCCGCGGCCGUGCGGGAGAGCCACGACAAGGAGCGCACGCGGGCCGAGCGCACCAAGAACUGGUCCCUGAUCGGCUCGGUCCUGGGGGCCCUGAUCGGGGUCCUGGGCUCCACCUACAUCAACAGGGUGCGUCUGCAGGAGCUGCGGGGCCUGCUGCUGGAGGCGCAGAAGGGCCCGGUCAGCCUGCAGGAGGCCAUCCGGGCGCAGGCCGGCUCGCACCGGGCCCAGCAGGAGGAGCUGCGCUCCCUCAUCCACACCCUGAGCGGCGCUCUGAGGGACCGGGGCCGCCAGGAGGGCGGGGCUCCGGGAAGUGGCCCCGCCCCUGCCCCACAGAGCCCCGCCCCCGCCCCACAGAGCCCCGCCCCCGGCGUCUCUGAGUCUGCUCUGCGGGAGCUGCUGCUGUGCGCGCAGAAGGCUCAGAGCCUGAUGGAGGGCCUCCAGCCCCAGCUCAGCCUCAUAGAGGGCCUCCAGCCCCAGCUCGCACACCUGGAGCGGAGCGUGGGCGACGUGGAGGCCGAGCUCCAGGCCGUCAGGGCCUCCAUCGACAGCCACUACGGGGCGGACAAGGUGGUGGUCAGCGCCCCCGACGCGCCGGUGCUGGUGUGCGACACGGAGGACGUGAUGCAGGGUCUGGCCCGGACCGAGGAGCGGCUGGGGAACCGGAUCAAUCAAAGCACCUUGUACAGCACAGUUCUGACUUACAGCGCCUUCGCCCUCACUGUGCCUCUGCUGUACAUCCUCUUCAGAGGCAGCUGAACAGCGUUGCGCUCGUAGUCCGUGGGACGGCACUAGAAGCCAAAUUAGAGCUGCUGGAAUAGUUUCACUUCUUUGGUGUACAGGGAAGCUGAUAGAUGCACUGAAUACUAAGCAAUGUUUAAAAAAUAAAAACGAAAUAAUUAUGUGGUGUCUAUGAAAUUUAUCAACCAAUUUGUUUAAAAUGUAUUUGUAUGCACUAUAUUACAGUAUAUUAACUACAGUUUAGACCAAUGGAUCUUUUCAACAGAUCUUUUUCAUUGCAGACCCUUCUACAUUGUGGUAUGCAUUGAUUCUGUUGACCCACCAGCUUGUUUUGAUUUUGUAUCCUGUCAUCAGCAGCACAUUGUUAUGGGCAUUUUUCCUGCCUCUAGAGGUACAGAAUCUGUGAAGUUGGGAAAUUGUGCUUCUUCAUGUGAAAUUGUCACAUAACUGCAUGACAUGAGAUGAUAUGAAAGCUGUCAGGUGCGUGAGGCAAAUGUUUAUUUUUCUUUUGUAAAAUUCAUCAUUCAUUUUUGUUGUAGUGUUUGCAUUCAAAGGAUCAAAUUGUCAAUACACAAAAAUGUAUUGAUAGGGCAUUAUAGCAUUAUAUAGAAAAUAAUUUAAAAAAAUAGAUAUAUUUGAAAUACAAAAAGUGAAAAAAAUUGAAGAGAAAUAUAAUGAAUGAAAACAAAUAAUAAAAGUAAAAGAAUGUAA
Molecule: messenger RNA, 2345 nt
Organism: Conger conger (European conger)
Lineage: Eukaryota; Metazoa; Chordata; Actinopteri; Anguilliformes; Congridae
Gene: ccdc51
Product: coiled-coil domain containing 51
Exons: 4
Coding region: 339-1652 (437 amino acids)
Source: RefSeq, a predicted model, not a curated record